This is a messenger RNA of Aegilops tauschii subsp. strangulata, 702 nucleotides long. RefSeq lists its product as uncharacterized. Gene Ontology annotation, molecular function: nucleic acid binding; RNA-DNA hybrid ribonuclease activity. The record is from RefSeq and is a predicted model, not a curated record. Lineage: Eukaryota; Viridiplantae; Streptophyta; Magnoliopsida; Poales; Poaceae.
AUGCAGUCGGAAAAGGGAGUUUUAGUGGCGAUCCCACUGAGUCAGAUCGACUCUCAGAGUGCAUUAGCGAGCUGGUUACUGGGAUGGUUCGCAGGAGCUACCGACGAGGAGAAGGAGGCGAUGAUACACUCGGUCUACGGACUGUGGUUGGCUCGGAACGAGGCAAGAGACGGCAAGAAGAUAGCAUCCCCGCAUGAAAUCACGGAGUCCGUGUGGGAGCAUAUGAGUGAAUGGCGAUCAUUACAUGCUCCCAAGGUGCGUGUUCCAGUACCCAAGAUAGCUGAGAAAUGGAAGCCUCCUGACGAGGGAUGGCUAAAGAUCAAUUCUGAUGGUGCCACAUCGAAACAUGGCAAUAGUGCUGGUGGUGGUGCAGUCAUCAGAGACCAUGAGGGCACUUUUAGGGGAGGAUUCUGUCAAUAUUUUCCACAUGUAGCCGACCCAGAAGCAGCGGAAAUCCUUGCGUGCAGGCGUGCGAUUAAGGUAGCACUUGAUAGGAAUGUACAGAAGGUUUACUUGGAGCUGGAUAGCCAAGCGGUCGUGCAGAUGAUCAAACAAAAGGAAAGGAAUUUGUCUCCAGUAGGGCCAUGGGUACAGGAGAUCAAGGCGAUGCCGAAUUCAGUGGAGGAGUUCAGCGUUUCGUGGGUUCAGAGGUAUGCCAAUGUUGCCGCGCACAAGCUUGCGAGAAUAGGUGUAGGUGAGUGA